UAUUGGAUAUCAUAUGGAACACUUGUUGGUUAUGUUCAACGUCGUGGAUUAUUACCACAUGAUCAUGAUAUUGAUAUAAUAAUGAUGACUGAUGAUACCCCACAACUUAUUAAUAUUUCUCGCAUGAAUUUUUCUUCUGAUUAUGAAAUUAAAGUUCAACCACAAUGGCAUAUCGUCGAUGACACUCAUCGCUCUUAUUUUCUUGAACAAGAUAUUAAUUUUAUUGAACCUAAUGCAAGAUUAUUUCAUCGAAAAACGAGAUAUCAUAUUGAUAUAUUUCCUGCAUAUGAUUUUAAUCCACUUUAUGCAAACAAAUCAAUAGAAGAUAAACAAUCAGAAAAUUUAACAAUCUAUGAUACCAAAUAUAACUGGUUUUCAUAUCCGAGAAGUUGGACAUAUCCAUUGAAAAUAUGUUAUUUUAGUGAUAUAAAAGUGUUAUGCCCAGCAGAACCUGAAAAACUCGUAGCAUUUUUGUAUGGUUCUUAUGCUAUAACAACAUCCAAUAAAAAAUGUGUUAAUGGUAGAUGGGUGUACAAUCAUCAACACAAGAAGAACAAAUCUAGGCAAUAAUAUCUAUCUAAUCUAAUAGAUGAUUUUGAGUUUUUGACCAUGAUCAAGUAGUGGAAAGUAUCAUGAUGGUGUUUUCUUCUUUUGCUUUGUUUUAAAAUUAGUAUUUAAUAAUAAGGUUUUAGACAAAACUACUACUAAUUGAACAUUUGAAUGAUUUUUUUUCCAACGCUGAUAAAAUUUAGAACUUAUUGGAUUCUUAGUCUUCGCUGAUUUUGAACUGAGAGUCGUGAAAGCUACGUUUAUAUCUAUGUGUUUUCUUGGAUUUGUUUUGAGAUUUUUGAGUUAGAAUUUGAAAUCUUCAAUAAUAUCUGUGGUUUGAUAUCAAUAUUAAUAUUGAAAAAUUGCUGACACUUAACAAUUAAUAUUAAAAGUUAAACUUAAAUCUAAUAAUAUAAUAGUUUGUAUUAGUUAAUAUGACUAUCAACUUUAACAUGACAUCUCUCAUCAUCCGAGAAUCAAUUUUUCAAUCUAUGAUCUACUGUUGUUUAGAUAGAACAGAAGGUAUUCGAAUUGAAUCAAUAUUGUUUAUUUAACAGAUCAUUCAAAUUUCAUGUAUUCUGUAAAACUUAAGAUUAGAUUUUGCUUCAACAGAAUCUUCGAAAGUAAGUCGUUUUCAAAUAUUGAACAAUGCACUUUUCUAACAAAGAAACUUCACUAUUACCAUCUUUUGAAACAAUCAGACAGCGUAUCUGGUUUAAUUAUUACUUACAUAGUUUGUUCACAAGUGAACAUCAUAUAUAAUGUCUUGAUAAAAUAACUUUUGAAACAUAAAUUUGUAUUUGCAUUUGAAAAAACAUCCUUUCACAAAUAUUUCUUGUAACUUUGAAACUUAAAUACUACAAUGGUUAUACCGAUGGAGAUAUGAUUUUUGAAAAGAGAAGAUUGUAGUUACAUGCGUAUUUGGCAUAGUCGUUAAAGAAAUUGUCAGAUAUUUAUAAUUUUUCAUUACAUAAAUUCUGUUUUAUGCUUGAAGAAAGAGAACUAAAAUUGUCUUACGUUUUACGGAUCACUUGUUAUAUGAACAUGGUAAACAAAAACCGUGUUUCAAAGAUAAACAGCUAGAAUAUACGUUUAAAUAUGAUGUCAUAACUCAGUUAGAGGAAUGCUAUUAUGUUUUAGCUUCUGUUGAAAAAAAACAACUUAAUGCAACAUUUAUUUAUUAAAAAGCAAAUAUGAUGUUCAUAUAUAUCACACUUAUGAUUUUAAUUCACUUUAUGCAAACAAGUUAGAAAAAUUGAACAGUCUAUGAUUUCCGUUCUACUUGAUUAUUUUAUUGUAGCAGUUUGACAUAUCCAUUAGAAACAUGUUAUUUUAGUGAGAUUAUGGUCUUGUGUCCAUUAGAACCUGAAAAAUCAUAUAGUAGCAAUCAUGUAUGGUUCAAGCGUUACAACAAAAUUCGAUGCAAAAUUACUCACUGAAAGUUCAAUUGAUGAUGAUUCAAAUGGAAAUAAAUAAAAUCAAUAUUCGUUUUUUUUUUCAAUUUAGAGAUUAAAGUUAAUAUAAAACAACAAUAUUCCUGUUGACAUUUUUCAACUUCAAUUCUCUUCUGCCUUACACUUACUUUUGCUAUUCAUGACAAUAAACAUUGUUCUGUGAUACAUUUGCUUCGAAAAUGAAUUUUUUAUUAAUAAGUUAUUAUUUGUACCUGAUUGGUAAUGAUCUUCAUAGAUGAAGCAUUAUUUCGUAUCAUAAUUUUCGAAAAGUCUGUUUGAAAUCUUCAUCUGCUAAGACUAUUCAAUCUCAUUAGUGAAAGAAAUCCUAUUAAGAGCACAAUGUUAAACACAGUAAUACUACCUAUCGAUGAAAUUUACAUACUAGUACGAGGAAAUUUAAUGAGAAUUUUGAGUUACAAUCAUUCUAAACCAAAAACUUGUCUUCGAUUAAUUCGAGAUUUAUUAGACUUUAUCAAAAUAAAACUAAUAUCUCUCCUUUUGUGUUUCACAUCAAGAAAAGUAACAAGUUUUGUACUUGAUAAUGUCCUUAUGUAGAUUCUUCGACAUUAUUCGUAUUAUAUAUUUUCAAAUAGGUGAUAAUGUUUAUGUCUUAUGUCAAUCUACAUAUAAUCAAUUUUAUGUUGUUAAUUUUGGUUUUUGCAUCAUGAAUAGAAAACGGUUGUUGCUUUCAAACAGAAUAUUUGCAAUAGCUUCACAUAUGUUUCUGGUUCUGUUUCUUUUCUCUUCUCAUUGAUUGAUUAUCAUGAUCACAAUCAAACACAUUUCGAAGAAUAGAAAAUAUUAUUGUGAUUGUUUGCUUUAUUUUCUAUCUUGUAUACAUGACACUAUCUUCUUUGCAAAAAAAUAAUUUGCAACGAACCUAAAAUUUGUUCUUAAUAUUCAUCGGAAGUCAAAAUCUGUUUCAUUUUUUGUCAGUGAACAGUAGUAGAAGAAACCAUAACUACUAAAUCAUACAUUGGAGAGGUUGUUUUACUAGUAACCGUCAGACUAGAUCAUAAGAAUUAAAUAAAAAGUAUUUGCAUAAAGCAAUUUUCAUAGUCAAUACUUGGCAGUACUUAGUUAAUCAAUUCAUAGAAAACAAUCAAAGAAUAAAUAGGUUUAGCAUUUUAUUUCUUUUGUGUCUUCAACUUGAUAAUUAUAAAUUCCUUUUCCAGCUGUUACUAUGAAUUCAACAAUUCUAUGCCAAGUUGAUUGUUGUCAAGUAUUGUAAAAUCGAAAAAGUUUUUCUCGCACUUUUGUAAAGUCAAUAUCAGUUAUUUGUAUUGCAGGACUAUUAGUUACAUCUGCUAUCGAUAUCAACGCAAUAUGUUCUCAAGAAAAAAUUGACUACAAACUUAUUAUUGUGCAUACAUUUGAAUAAACGCCAACAUAUGCUUGAAAAGUUAGUAUUGAUACUGUCAACAUUUCUAGUUACUCUUCAACUUAAAUUUCACGUGCUUGUUGCUCUAAAACAUCGUAAGUAGUAUUUUUCGAUACUAGAAGUUUCUCUCAAUCAUAAUUUCAUAAACCAAUUCAAUCAAAACGUAACAAGUGCGUUUUCUAAUUGAGAAAUGAAUAUUUCUCAGAGAAAAUUACUAAUACUUCUUGUUGUGUCACUUUCUGUCACGAUGAUAAUAUUCUAUGAUGAUCAAUGUCAAUUUUUUUCUAAUAUUACUACUAUACACAAAAAUAUCUGGAUUGAGCAAGCUAUUCAACAAAUUCCAACAUGUACUCAAGAUGAUCGUCCUCGU
Rotaria sp. Silwood1 is the source of this 3754-nucleotide messenger RNA. The record is from the annotation of a GenBank genome assembly. NCBI's taxonomy places the organism in Eukaryota, Metazoa, Rotifera, Eurotatoria, Philodinida, Philodinidae.